Molecule: messenger RNA, 705 nt
Organism: Effrenium voratum
Lineage: Eukaryota; Dinophyceae; Suessiales; Symbiodiniaceae
Source: the annotation of a GenBank genome assembly
AGCUUUAGGCUCGCAGCGAGCCCCCCCCCGGAUUUGACAGAUCCAGCGAUGGCUGCCGUGGGCCCACUGGGGGAGCCCAGCGAGUGGGGCAGCGCCCGGAACUUUAAAGUGGCGCUGAGGAGAUGGGCGCCCCAGGCCGCUCCCAAGGCAGCGGUGAUCAUCUUGCACGGCGGCGUGGGCUGGCACAGCGGCUACUUUGAUGUCUUCGGGAAGGCGUUGCAAGCUGCGGGCUAUGCAGCAGUGGCCUAUGACCAGGUGGGCUGCGGAUAUUCAGAAGGCGUACCUGGCUAUGUCGACAGCUACGAGGAAGUGGUGGGCGACCUUCAGAUGCGACUGGAGGAGGACUCUUCGCCCAUGCAGGAGCAGAAGCGCUACAAGUGUCCGGUCUUUGUCUACGGAGAGUCUGCCGGCGGACUGCUGGCACUCCGCCAUGGUGUCGGAAGGGCCGCUGCGGGACUUCCCCCCGGACCUGCCGAAGGCUACUUGCUGAGCGGUCCUUUGGUGAAAAUCAAACAGGAGAUGAUCCCGCCACCUUGUGUAGUCGGAAUCGUCAAGAUUCUGUCCAGAUUCUUUCCUCGCCUGCCACUUCCUGGCAUUGAUGUCGUCUCCACCUUCGAUGCUGCCUUCGGGGACAAACGAUGGGCCGCGGCUGGCAAGGCGGACCCAGUGGUCCGGCGGGUAAUGGACGCUCGCAUGCAUGUGAGG